AUGUGUGACCAGCAGAAGCAGCCCCAGUUCCUGCCAUGUUGUGUGAAAGGCUCAGCUUCAGGGCCCAUCCAAACUAGCCAAGGCCUAGCUCCUUACCAGGCACAAGUUUCCUAUGGGAAUGGACCAGAGCCAUGCCAGUCUAAGACUUCCUUUGUAACAGGCACCUCUUCUUUCUUCCAGAAAGGCCAAUCUAAGAGUUCUUGUGUGAAAUGUCCACCUCCAUGCCAGACUACCUAUGUCAAAUGCCCCCCUCCAUGUCAAACCACCUAUGUGAAAUGUGCACCUCCAUGCCAGACUACCUAUGUGAAAUGUGUACCUCCAUGCCAGACUACCUUUGUGAAAUGCCCAGCUCCAUGCCAGACUACCUAUGUGAAAUGUCCAGCUCCAUGCCAAACUACCUUUGUGAAAUGCCCACCUCCGUGUCAGACUACUGCUGUGAAAUGCCCACCUCCGUGUCAGACCACCUCUGUGAAAUGCCCACCUCCAUGUCAGACCACCUCUGUGAAAUGCCCAGCUCCUGCCCAGGCACAGGCUGAUGUCAAAUGCCCAGCACCCUGCCAGACACAGACUUGCUAUGUCCAGAGUACUCCUUGCCAGACGCAGACUUACUACAUGCAGGCUCCCUCUGUCCGGUACUUGGCUCCACAGUACAUGGUGCCAUCUUCCUACUAUGCUUCCAAUUCCUGUGGUACCACUUGCUGCCCUGCUGCUCCCAUGAGCUUUGGGGUGAGGCCUUUGAGGCGCUGGAUCCGUGGGCCCCAGUGCCGUGAAGAAAUCACGGGCUGUGCAGAUUCUGGCUGUUGUAGCUCUGGCUGCGGCAGCUCUGGCUGUGGCAGCUCCGGCGGUUGUAACUCUGGCUGUUGCGAAGGUGGGUGCUGCUGCUUGGGAAUCAUCCCCAUGAGAGCCUGUGGCCCUGCCUGCUGUGCCAACAAUGAAGAUGACUGCUGCUGUUAG
This is a messenger RNA of Dromiciops gliroides (monito del monte), 954 nucleotides long. RefSeq names its product chromosome 4 C1orf68 homolog (gene KPLCE). The record is from RefSeq and is a predicted model, not a curated record. Bases 1 to 954 code for a protein of 317 amino acids. The transcript has a single exon. NCBI's taxonomy places the organism in Eukaryota, Metazoa, Chordata, Mammalia, Microbiotheria, Microbiotheriidae.